UAUUGUCAAGAUGUCAAGCAAGUGGCAAGCGAGUGAAAAAUAUUGAGCUAGUUUCAUCCUUCUACUUUAUAAAAUAUUAUUCUAAUUGCUGAUUUUUCUUCAAAAAAGUUUUUCAAAAUUACAUCUGAUAUAAUAAUUUUUAGUUACUAGUGGGCACUGAAAGAACAGUUAUUUUAUGUAAAUAGUUUUUGAACAAAAUGUGUUGAAUGAAACAUAACCUAUUAGAAUAAUUGAAAGCAAAAUAUCACAAAAUUUUAGUUGAUUUUGAACAUUCAUUUUCCUUAAGUAUUCUCUAUUUCUCUUGUGUUAGAUUUUUCAAAAUGUGAUAAUCUCUUCAUGAUAUAGUUGCUGGCAGUUGAAUUUUUAUUGGAUCAAAUACUGACAAGUUGAAAUUUUAUUAAUCAAUAGAAUGUAUAGUUUUGAAGGUAAAUUUAAAUCAUCACCUGAACAAAAUCUAGCUGGUGCAAGCAGAAAAGAGGGACGGAAUGAAUUGCUACAAAGAGCACAUUUGGAAAGGAUGAAACGCGAGGAAAGUCGCCAGAGACAGCACAGUGCAGUUUGCAUCCAAUCUCUUAUACGGAGGUUUCUCUGCAGACAGAAGUAUCUUGCUAUUGAACGUCAGGAAUUUGAUGAGAUAGUGAAGCGCCUCGGAUCAAAUCUUCCCGAUGAAUCAACUUUUACCGUUCUUAUCCAGAAACUCUUGUUUUUCUACCAGAGAAGUUUGGAUGGUUCGCGCUUGCUGUGGAUUUCCAAUCAUACCCUACGGCACUACACACGACUUCUGAUCACUGUUAACCAGCCUGAAAGUCAAAUAUGGCGUUGGCGAUUGAGCAGGCUGUUGCAUCUUAAUUUGAAUUUUCUCGUGGACCAAUCAAGUAGCAGAGAAUCUCUGGCAACACCCUUGCGGCUAUUCGAAGUCUUCACUUCUCCUGAAUCAAUUGAAAAGGCUCUAUCAAAGGAUUUAACAACUAGUUUCUUGAUACAGAUUUAUGGCCAGCUGGUGCAGAACAGUAGUUACGUGGAGCGGAUUCGCCAGCUGUUGGAUCAGCUGACUCCCCCUCUGCUGGGACCAUCGGCCAACCCCCCCACUGCCCUCGCCGCCUGUCUGCUCAGCAUGCUGCAAAGGCCACUCCUCCUAGUCACCGCUUCUCCACCAAACUCCUUCUUCAAUGAGACGCUGAUGGUGGAGAUGUGUCGACACAUAUUCUGCAAGGAGAUGAGUGAGCCGAUCAAGUGGUUUGUGCUGCCUGCGCUGGCCGAGUGGACGGACUUCCCGUUCUUGCCUCUUCUGCGCACCAUCUCCACCUGUCAACCUCCCCCCACCACCACGCUCCUCUACUCCGUGCUAGUCCUCGAAAAAAGACUGACCAGCUCAAAUGCUGACAUGGUAGGCGAGUAUCUGAAUGUGCUGGCCGUAUUGAGCUGCAACUUCACCAAUUUGGCGUCAGUCAACAAUCAGAAUGAAGACGAAGAAGAAGAGACUGAAGAGGACACAUUAAAAAUCUCAAAAGAGGAAGUACAGAUGCUGAAAGAGUGUGAAGAAUUAAUAAAUGACAAUAAUGUUGUGCAAUGUCUACUGUACGGCGUGACUCUAUCAAACGAAAUGAUAUUCCCCAUGUGCCAGAUAUGUCACAGUCUUCUAAUGGCCGACAAACUGGCAAUUUACAAGUACAAGGUGCUGUCUUCGCUGGCGCUGCGCGACAACUUCCUGAACGAGUUGUGGGCAGCUAUUGUCGGCCUGCAGCAGCCGUCGCUGUUUGGCGCUCCAGUCGCGCUGCUCACGGUCAUCUCGCGCGGCAAAUGUCUCACGGCCGAAGACACGCGGCGCAUUGUGCCCAUGCUGGCCACCUUCUGUGCACUAUUCGCGCUGCUCGCGCGCACGCUACACGACGCCGAGUUCUACGGCGACCAGGAUGACGCUACCAGUUCGACAAGUGGCCAGAAACUGAGGUUUUCGAUAGCCACGCUGGUGGAAAUGAUAGUGAGAAUCAAGGAAGUGGCACUUCGGCUGGUGGAGUUGGCAUUUCCGGAGUCGUCGCUCAGUGUCAGCGGUCAGUAUCGCAAUGUCAUCCAAUCGGAACCAAUCACUGCGGCCAAUACUCACAUGUGGAACCAUCUUUUUAAGGCGAGCGUUUCCUUGCUGAGGCAACUGUACGCGCGUGACCUGCGACGCCAGUUCUGUCCCGAGGAGCACUGGGUGUCCAAGGCCAUCCAGCUGCCAGUCGAGAACGCAGCCGACCUGCGACUCAACCGUGGUCGUCUGCGGCUGCGGUCUGGCAUCUUCUGCAAUCCAUCGCGCAUGAUUCUGUCCGGGUCAUCGCUGGCUAAAGAGGACAUGGAGGAGGGCGUACCAUUGACAACCAGAGAGAUUCGAACGUUGGCAAUUCUUCGUGAUCUACCAUUUGUAAUUCCAUUCAUGGAAAGGGUGCACGUAUUUCAUAAUCUAGUUAUGAAAGACAAGCUGAUUUAUCAGAACCCCGACCGGCAUAUCCUCCGUGAGACAGUGAUCCAUUUAUAUGUGAGGAGGAACUAUAUAUAUGAGGAUGCUUUCGAUAAGCUGUCGCCGGAAAACGAGUCGGAGUUGCGUGUAGCAAUGCGAGUGCUGAUGGUGAACGCGGUGGGCCUGAACGAGGCGGGUAUCGACGGAGGAGGCGUGUUCAGGGACUUCCUGACAGAGCUGCUCAUCACCUCGUUCGAUCCCAACCGGGGCUUCUUCAAGAUGACAAACGACAACCUGCUCUACCCAAAUCCACACGUGCAUCUGCUGCAUCCAAACUUCAAGGACCAUUACUACUUUAUUGGCAGGAUGCUCGGCAAAGCCCUGUAUGAAAACUUAUUGGUAGAGUUACCGUUGGCUGAGUUUUUCCUCUCGAAACUUGUCGGUCGACACUCAGAUGUCGACAUCCAUCACCUGGCAUCACUCGACUCAGUCAUGUACAAGAAUCUAUUGUUCUUGAAGAAUUACGAAGGCAACUUUGCUGAGUUGGGACUGGACUUUACCGUUGUUAACGAUGAACUUGGCGAAACCACUGUGGAGGAAUUGAAGCCAAAUGGACGAAAUAUUCCAGUGACGUCUAUAAAUAGAAUAGAAUACAUCCAUCUUGUCGCUGAUUAUAAGCUGAAUAAACAAAUAUAUGCGCAGUGUUUGGCUUUCAGACAGGGUCUGGCAAAUGUUGUACCUCUGGAGUGGUUGCAAAUGUUCAGCGUAAAAGAAGUGCAAGUUCUAAUAUCAGGGGCCCAAGUGCCCGUAAAUGUUGAAGACCUCCGACAUCAUACUCUCUACAGCGGUGGUUAUACGGACGACCACCCGACGAUAGGCUACUUCUGGGAAGUGCUUGAAGACUUUACCGAUCUGCAACGGCGACAGUUGCUCAAGUUUGUCACAAGCUGCUCCCGACCACCUCUACUUGGAUUCAAAGAUUUGAACCCACCAUUCUGCAUUUUGAACGCUGGGACCUCGGAACGGCUUCCAACCGCCAGUACCUGCAUGAACCUACUGAAGCUGCCUCAGUUCCAGGACAAGGAGCUACUAAAAAAGAAACUGCUCUACGCCAUUCAGUCUGGAUCCGGCUUUGAGCUCAGCUAACGAAACUACUCUCUUCAAGGUUUUGCUAUCUCCAUCUGUACAUCAAACUUCAAUCCGAAUUUGCAUGCUUUUCCUAAUUUCUCGUUCCAAAUUAGAAUUACGACAAAACCUUCAAAUCCUCAAUCCAUUAUUUUAGUAGUUUGAUGUUGGUACUUGAAUACUUGCGUCAUUCUUCUCCAUUUGUAUUAUCUCUAGAAAUGUGUCAAUUUCAGUGUGAAAUUACAAUAAAUCUAUUGAAAAAGAGUAAGUGAAUGUGUAUAAAAAUAUAAUAUCAUUGUAUAAAGCUGAGUGAUUAUCAAAUUUUUAUUUCAUCACAUUAUGAACUGAAAAUAUGUAAAAUUUCUUACUUAUUGUAAAAAAUCAGUGAGUUCUAUAUUUUAUUCUCAAUCCAUUGGUUGGUGUUUAGAAAUAGCUAACUUGAUUAUUUAUAUAUUCAUUUUCAACCCGAUUAUUAAAGUUUUGUUUAAGAUAA
Molecule: messenger RNA, 4058 nt
Organism: Nilaparvata lugens (brown planthopper)
Lineage: Eukaryota; Metazoa; Arthropoda; Insecta; Hemiptera; Delphacidae
Product: ubiquitin-protein ligase E3C
Exons: 18
Coding region: 410-3586 (1058 amino acids)
Biological process (GO): protein polyubiquitination; ubiquitin-dependent protein catabolic process
Molecular function (GO): protein binding; ubiquitin protein ligase activity
Source: RefSeq, a predicted model, not a curated record